Messenger RNA from Dichomitus squalens LYAD-421 SS1, 3498 nucleotides. RefSeq lists its product as uncharacterized. Lineage: Eukaryota; Fungi; Basidiomycota; Agaricomycetes; Polyporales; Polyporaceae. The record is from RefSeq and is a predicted model, not a curated record. Bases 1 to 3498 code for a protein of 1165 amino acids. The transcript is spliced from 13 exons.
AUGUCUCACUUCCGCCCCUCACGCGCCUCGCCCCCUCCUCGACCUGCUGCUGGACCAUCGUCACGCGUCUCUGAUUUCACUGAUGAUUCCCACCCACUCAUCGCGCCAGAACUCAUCGGGCUCUCAGCGGAGGAGAUCGACUUCAUAGACGAAGUCAUCGGUCGCGCACCCGCAACCGCUUCCACCUUUCUUACCGUCUUUAAGGCAUAUAACGAUGUCCUGCAGGAGCGCGGCCUGGAUCCUCAGAAUGAAGUGGUCUAUUAUGGCAAGCUGUUGAAAAUUGGCACGUUGAAGGGGAAGAACUGGGCGGACAAGUGGAACGUGGUAAAGGAUCAACAGGGGUAUGUCUCCAACGCCGGAAAUACUGCAAGAGGAGGCAGGACGACGCGUGUUUCGCGAACGACGCCUACUCCCGCACGGCCUACUGCCAAACCUGCGAAGAUGCCUUACGCUCUCCGCGAGCCUGAUACCUUCACUUUACACUCCCAUCAAGAUGACACGGAGCAGGCUGCAAGUGACUUCUCCGCGAAACCUACACUCAGCAGACAGAUACAGGGCACGAACGGUCACGAUACACCACGACCUAUUCGCCGGUUUGGCUCACCUGCUACGGUGGGCUCCUCCAACUCCCUAGGUCUUGACACUGGACCUCCAUCGUCGGUAGCCAAUCCCUCGGACGUCCUUCGCAGACUGGCGGCCCGCGCACGGACAGCAACCGUCGGGCGAUGGGAUGCAGAAACCACUGCAGAAACUACCACGCAAGCAUCGAGUAUCCCUCCCUCUUACGGUGCGGUCGUGCGCGAUGAGCACCCUCCGAUAUCCUAUAAGGAUAAGGGAAAGGGAAGGGAGAUGCCUAUAUCUGUGAGGAGAAUUGGCCUGCCACGGGAGCCCUCCCCACCCAUGCCCACACAGGCUCCUCCAAAACAGCCCGCUCCGCUGCCUCAGAGGGAACGAAGGAGUGGCGCAGUCGACCCGGACGACGCGUUCAGGAGGGUUCGAGAAGCACAAGACGAGGAAAUUGCAGCGCAAUUCUACAAUGAUCGGCUUGUUGAACGGUGUUACGAAGUCUGGAAGCAGGGAUACGAAUGGAUUAUCACGACGGGCGAACAGAUCUCUGCGGCACGAGACUCCCUCGUCCUUCGCCGCUCCCUCCUGACUUGGAGGACUCGCACAGCCCACCGACGCGAACUCUGCGCCCACGUGGCCGCCCUGUCUGAUCGCCGCUGCCUGGUGCGCUUCUAUUACAUGUGGAAGCAGAAGGGCAAGGAUCGUAAGCACCACCGUAAGCAGCUGGAAUGGCGCGAGGACAUGCGCGUGCGCAUGCGAACCGUGCGCGAGCGGGACGAGCUGCGCCUCAAGAAGGAUACGUGGUCAAGGUGGCGCCAGCUCUAUCUUUCUCGCAUUGCGGAGCAGCAGUUCGCCCGCAAGGUCCUCGCGAGGUUCUUCGAGCGGUGGAAGGCGAAGCUGCGCAAACUGGACGAGCUGGACGCCGCGGCGGAUCACUUUGAGCAUGAGCAGGACGAAAAGUUGAGGAAUCGUUCGUGGGAUGUUUGGCGCCACAGAACGGAUAUGCGUGUUGCGGAGAAAACCGUCUCUGCGCGUGUCAAUUUGCGCAUCAUGACCAAUGCUAUGGAUGUUUGGAGGCGUAACCACGAGCAAUAUCAUGUCGCCGAGCGAUUCAACGAUAUGCUAGUACUCAAGCACGCCCUUCGUCGAUGGCAGGCUGCGCAAGCGCGAAUACGAGCAAUGGAGAAUCGCGCCGCGAAACAUGUCACAAGGCGGAAUGCCGUCCUAAUCCGAGCCAUUAUGCGUAUCUGGAAGUCUCAUGAGCGCGGGCAGCUUCUGACUCGCGUCAGAGCAAUGCGUCUGUUGAGACAGGCGUGGGCUGUCUGGAAAAAGCACAUGGACGCGCAGCGGGAACGAGAAGAGCUGGCGCAACUGUUCAGGACGCGCUCCGUCUCUCUUCACGCUGGGAUGGCGCUCCAGCGAUGGCGCCGGGUGCACCAGUCGCACCAGAACGCGCUCUCAUACGCCGUCCACUUCGAUCGAAUGCAUCUGCAGUACAAGAUGAUGCUCGCCUGGCGCCUGAAGCUCCGAACACGUCUACGCAUGGUGAAGCAAGCGAAGAUCGCUCGGAAGUAUUUACUCUUGCGGCGCUGCCUUCAUAUGUGGACAGCGAAGGUCGAGGAGAAGCGGCGCGAGAAAAAGCUCAAGGAGUUCGAGCUGCGGGCGACCAAGAAGACCUUCGAAGCGUGGUAUGCUCGCGCGAGGCAACAGCGACUUCUCAGACUCGCAGAACAAGAGAUGAAAGCGCGAGUUGCACAGGGAAUCAUGACGAACAGUUUGCGGCAUUGGAUAUCUCGUGUCGCGGACCUCAAGUUCCGAGAGCUCGAGACGAUCCAGCAUCGUGACCAGGCCCUUGUCUGGCGAGCAUACGAGAAGUGGAAAGCUGUCUGCAGGCGCCACGUCCAUGAGUUAAGUCUCAUGGAGAGCUACCAGGAUGUUAAGCGUGCAGAUAACAUGCGCAAGUUCUUUAUUCGUUGGCUCACGGCGGCGAGGAAGGCUAGACAUCGCCGGUUGCAACUUCAGGAGAGAGAAGAAGAGUUCAAGCUCAUGACUGUCGCAAGUACGUUCGACAAGUGGCGCGAGCGCUACAUGGACAUCCGUCUACAACCUCUGGCGGAAUCGUUCAUCAAGAAACAGCAGACUGACCUCGUCAUUCGUGCGUUCACUGCAUGGAAGAAGAAAUCCCUGCUUCCGACGGCAGUGAAGGUCUACAACCACAAUGUCAAGAGGAAGCAUUGGGAGAGAUGGCGAAAGCUCAUGCCUCAAGCUUUGCAGGCCAAAACAGCGCGAGAGAUGGAUCGGCGCAAAACGCUUGGCAAAGCCUUCGCGCUAUGGAAGAAGGCCCAACAGAAGAAAAUUGAACACAAGGCCAUCAACUAUGCCCGUUACCUCGAACUCCUGUCGUCUGCUCCAAGGCAGCCGGCGGUGGCCCAGCGCGGAACCGCUUUGGCACCCCGCGCACGAAACGUCUUCCCCGCAAGGCGCGCUAUCCGACCCGCGACCCCCACAGAGGACGAAGCAGAUGAGCCUCCUCGCCCCGUGUCGAGUGCGUCCAGGGCGCCAUUCGCGCGACCUUCCGCCAACCUCCCGCGCGGGAGCGUCGCAGGCUUGCUUGCCCACAAACCCCACACCGCUUCUCCCGAACGCAAGCCUCGCUCUCCGGAGCGACCCAAGUUCAGCUCUCGACGGACGAUCCCUCGGGACCCCAGCCCCUCCGAAACAGAGCCGGACGCCGCACCGCCAGCAUAUGGCGGUGGGAUCUCGGCGUGGCGCAAGGACGUCCGCCCCUUGCCGCCGAAGAGCGCGCCGCCGAGCAUCGCGGGCGACGUCGCGUCGAACCGCGGGCGGAGCAGCCUGUGGCAGGAGCUGAAGGAGGUGCGGCGCCGGUCGCGGGCACCCACGGAACACACGUAUUCGCCAGAGCCUUUGUGA